AUGACCAAAGGACGCUCACGGGAAACAUGUACAGAGUGCUCACUUCGCCGGCAGAAGUGUGACCGUCAAAGACCCUGUGGUCGUUGCGUAAAGCGAGGCAUCCCCGACAAAUGUCAACUCCACUGGUCUGGUGAGUACGAUCCAGCACUCCAUCGGGUCUAUCCAAGUACACGCCCUAGAUCCAAGCAACAGUCAUUGACAUCAGACACCCCUGGACGUCAGUCCACCAUACAUGGAGACUCCGACAAUGAAUCUACACUGCUCGAAGGCUUGCAUGCGCAUGCUGCACAUUUUGAGGCUCAACAGAUGAGAUGGGCAAACGAACCACGCCUGCAGUACACUUUCAAACCUCACAAUCCUCCACAGAUUCGAAGAGGUGCUGCGGCGUCUCGGAGUGUGCAGCAGCCAUGGCUCCCACCAGGAGUGUUUGGCUUCAACUCCACUGCGGAUGCGCAGGCAGCCUUCCUUCAGAUGCUCCUGCCGAACGUCGACCACAUCUGGAGCCUGGUAAACUAUCACGAACUGGCGCUCCUCUGGUACCAUGGCUGCUAUCACGGCCCAACGCUUCGGUGGGAGCUACAAAGUGUCAUUGCUGGCCAGGAACAGGAGGAGACCUUGAUCAUCAAAGACUUGGACAUGCAAUGGCUUGCCCUCCUGUUCGCCAUCAUGGCCGGAAGCAUCACCUGUGCACCAAAACGAACACUUGAGCGAUGGGGCUUUUCAAGACAAGAAGUCGUCAAACUGUCGUUGCAGUGGUACAAAGCUAGCAUCUCAUGCCUCAAUCAAGCAGAGUAUACCUCCAACCACAGCAUCUACUCAGUCCACGCCAUCGCCACAUUAACCAUGUCCGCCCACCCUCUUGGUCAGUCAGCCGAACUCUCUGUUCUUCUGGGUGCCGCUCUAAAAAUUGCUCAAAGCCUGGGACUCGACAGACUGGAUCACAACACGACACUGGAGAAGAUUACAAGUACAUCAAGCGAAGAACAGCGACACAAGCUACUCAAUCGAGAGAUAGGUCGGAGGUUAUGGUCCCAACUAUGUGUCCAAGAUUGGAUGUCUUUACCGUUUCACGACAGCAAUAACAUCAAGCCACUCCACUUCACGACAACUAAGCCGUCCAGCCGCGAUCAUUUGACGAUGAAUCCGAUUCCGCCGACCUUCCCCACGUACAUCAGUUACGGCAACUACCUGUUCGAAAUCGCCAAGCUCAUGGUCAGUCACCACGAUGCAAUGCUGGGGGCCACAACACAAUUCACCCGGUACGAGCACGUUCUGGAGUACGACGCUCGGAUGCGCACAUUAGCCACCCAAGGCAUGCCACGGUACUUUCAUGUCGUGGAGCCCAUCGACCCCUCCUGGCCAGAGUGGGUGCCGUGGGCGCGACGUAGCUUGACAAUCUGCUUCGCUCACAAAAUCAUCAUGAUCCACCGAGCCUUCAUCAGACAGAGCUUCAUCAACCCAGCAUACUCCAUCACGCGCAUGACAUGUCUGGCCGCAGCAAAAACCAUCCUCAACGAGGCCAAGCAGAUCAAGGAUCUGGAUGGCCCAACCAUAUGGAUUGACAAAGCAUUCUGUGUCGCAGCUGCAGUCAUUCUCUGCUUGGAUAUUUUCCAUCGCCCGGAAUCUGAUGCCGAGUACAACUCUCACAAGACCUUGGUGACCGAUUGUAUCGACCUACUACAAACGUUCGACACCAGCAUUGUCGCCGUCCGAGGAUCGAGUCUGUUGAGUGCGCUCAUUGCGGAUCGAGACCGGCUCAGAUCGAAUUUGACUUGGCCGCCGGAGAGCAUCAAGACGUCAGACGUUUUCAAGUCACUCAUGACAGGCACGAAUUCGCCAACAGGGCCGGAAGUCCAAGAUGAAGCACGCCCGCUGCCGGAUCUCUUCCCUCCGCAAGUGGGCUUCUGUAACCGCUUUUUGCUCGAGGACCUGCUGAGUUUCAACCGUUCCAGUUGA
Messenger RNA from Exophiala viscosa, 1956 nucleotides. RefSeq lists its product as uncharacterized. Gene Ontology annotation, molecular function: DNA-binding transcription factor activity, RNA polymerase II-specific; zinc ion binding. Bases 1 to 1956 code for a protein of 651 amino acids. Gene Ontology annotation, biological process: regulation of DNA-templated transcription. The transcript has a single exon. The record is from RefSeq and is a predicted model, not a curated record. NCBI's taxonomy places the organism in Eukaryota, Fungi, Ascomycota, Eurotiomycetes, Chaetothyriales, Herpotrichiellaceae.